AUGGAAGUGAUGAGAGAGACCACGAAAGACUACAAGGAUCGUGACUGGUAUCGUGAGACAUGGAAGGGUAGUCUACAAGCCAAAGACGGAUGGGCUAAGAUUGAUGUUGAAGGUAAAAGAAUAUACGAAUAUACAGAUAACGAGGAAAGAAACUGCAAUGAGUUACCUCUUGACAUCAUAAUGAAUGAAGCGGAAAAAGCGGGUCGGUUGCACAGCGGCGUAAUUGGCGGCGAACAACUGGUAGGAUGGCAAGGAUGCUUAAUAUCCAGAAACAGAGAUAACGGAGAACCUUCUACUGUAAUAGACGUAGCAAAGAAGAGAGAGAGAGUAGAGGGCAGUGGCACUAGGAGGCUGAUACCUGCAUAUACACUACUAAGGAACCAGAUAGUGUUGCACACCGCUUCAGUGGCAAACUCAGAUUUCUAUGUAAGCGUAAAGAACAUAUUCAAUCCUCCGCUUGCGCCAAAUACAGGAGCCAGGCUAGAUUAUGUCGAUCAACAGCUGGGGACCAAUUUGUUGGUCGCAGCUGCGAGGGAUUCUGCGAACAGGAGCUGGGGUGGUUUUGAUAUAGUACACUUAAUUCAAUUCGGGGAAUCUGGCACGUCAGCUAUGUUGCAAGUGGCGAGGAAUGGGCUCAAACAACCAACGCAGUUAUUCUGGUUGAAAGAAGGGCACGGUGUAUACCACGGAAGAAACGUAGUCGGGAAUGCCAACGUGGUGAAUUGCAUUCCGAACUUCAAAUCAGUUUUCGUCGCGAAUAGCGUUCAGGCUGAAAUGUGUAUCGAAAUAAGGCAAGAGACGGAGUCAGGUUCGGGGUGUUUCGGAUCAUCAGCGGAGUCAGGGACAUACAGGAGAUAUUGUAUUGACUCCCCUACCAAUGGGUUGGACGAUAUAGGUGGAGGCUUGCAGAAAUGGGAUGCAGAGAUCGGAAGAACAGACGAGAUAGCAGCAUACGGAUCAUUCUCGGCGCACGAAAGUAUGAUGGGUGAAAUAUUACUCAUUUUAGGCUCGGACCCAUAG
Cylindrotheca closterium is the source of this 1020-nucleotide messenger RNA. The record is from the annotation of a GenBank genome assembly. NCBI's taxonomy places the organism in Eukaryota, Bacillariophyta, Bacillariophyceae, Bacillariales, Bacillariaceae.